CCCGCGACAGCGACGACCUCUGCGACAUUCUCUAACAACUCCGCCCGCCAUGGACCGCCUCGAAUCACUGUCGAACACUUUGUCAAACAUAACGCUCUAUGACAUCAAAAGUGUGUACAACCAGGCGAAGAACGUCGUGUUCAAUGUGAGCGAGAUGGAGGCAAAGGUUCGCGAGGCGACAAACGACGAGCCGUGGGGAGCGAGCUCGACGCUUAUGCAGGAAAUCGCGCAAGGGACGUUCAACUUCCAGCACUUUAAUGAAAUCAUGCCCGCCAUCUAUGCCCGUUUCAUGGAGAAGGAGGCACGGCAGUGGCGACAGAUCUACAAGGCUCUUCAACUGCUCGAAUACCUCGUGAAAAAUGGGAGCGAGCGUGUCGUGGAUGAUGCGCGAUCGCACAUUGCCACCAUCAAGAUGCUCCGCAACUUCUACUACAUUGACGAUAAAGGCAAAGAUCAGGGUCUCAAUGUCCGAAACAGGUCUCGGGAGCUGGUGGAGUUGUUGAGCGACGUGGACAAGAUACGUACGGAACGACGGAAGGCCAAGACGAACAAGCACAAGUAUAUCGGCACCGGUAAUGACCCAAUGAGCUUACCGCCGAGCGGCGGUAGGUACGGGGGAUUUGGGAAUGACAGCUUUGGUUACAGUGGAGGCUAUGGCGGGGGCAGUAGCAGCAGUGGCGGGGACUACGGUAGCUAUUCUGGCUCAAGCUUCAGAGACGACACCGGACGAAGAGGGUACCAGGAGUACGAUGCUGGCGAUGACGAGACGCUACCGAAGCGGUCCAACUCCGUGAGAUCGGUGACUUCUCCUUCUCUUCGUCGCUCGUCGGCAGCAUCUGCGACCCCACCGGCUACAUCAAAGCCUCCGGAACCAGCCCAGGAGGUGGACCUGCUCGGCAUGGAUGAUGACGCAUUUGGGAGCACUGCCACGAGCACCAGUUCAGCCACUAACAAGGCCCUGCCCGAGCUGUCGUCCAACACGAUAACAGAGGGUGAUGAUGAAUUUGACGACUUCCAGACUGCCCCGACUGCUGCUUCUGCGGGCCCGGCCGUCCAACCUACGGUGCCUCGCUCGUCGAUAAGCCUGCAGCAGUCAGAAAAGACUACAUCGCCACCGCUGUUCCAGCAGCCCGCGCAGACAAUGUCACCGCCAUUGUUCCAGCAGUUGCAGCGCGCGCCUCUGCAGUCCUUGACACCUCCACUGCAGCGCAUGAGCCCUACGAUGCCGCCGAUGAACCGUGCGAAUGGCAGUUUCACAGCGAUGACGCCGACCCGGUCGUCAUUCAUGACACCUACGACUGCCAAAACCGUAGCUACGCCCGUCCGCUCUGCAACAUCUCCCUUUUCAGGUGCUGCGUCCAAACCCGCUCCGAGCGCGAAUUUUGAGGACUUGUGGUCGAUGUCGCUGGGAUCUUCUGGAAGCACGUCUGCUGCGAAGACGCCCACUGCGUCUUCGGGCGCGUCGAAGUCGAUGAAGGAUCUGGAGAAGGAGAAGGUGCAGGCGGGGAUCUGGGGAUCUGGACAGAGCACGCCGCCAAUGGGUGCUGGCUUUGGCUCGUUCGGCAAUAACUCGAGCACGCCGUCGACUACCAAUGCCGCGCCUGCUUCAUCCUCUUCCUCACCUCUGGACGAUCUGCUGUUCUGAUAUAUGACUGCUAGUGCAUUGAACGGCGUGUUGAUUCGUUGAUUGGUCGGAUUGAAAAUGGCACUGUGUUGAAGUCGUCCGAGACGAUUCUUAUGAUAUACCUCCAUACGAUGUAGAUGAACACUUCUAUUCAUGCCCUGUCACCUGUAGGUGCUCGUGCUGAUUGAGCAAGACGGUUGAUUGUCAAUCGUUCCAGGACCUGUCUGGAUCAAAGUGGUCUAGUACAGGUGGGGAAUCGAUGUCCUGAUGC
Messenger RNA from Laetiporus sulphureus 93-53, 1895 nucleotides. Its product is annotated as ENTH-domain-containing protein. The transcript has 8 exons. The record is from RefSeq and is a predicted model, not a curated record. NCBI's taxonomy places the organism in Eukaryota, Fungi, Basidiomycota, Agaricomycetes, Polyporales, Laetiporaceae. Gene Ontology annotation, cellular component: plasma membrane; endosome; clathrin vesicle coat. Gene Ontology annotation, biological process: endocytosis; Golgi to endosome transport. Bases 50 to 1645 code for a protein of 531 amino acids. Gene Ontology annotation, molecular function: phospholipid binding; clathrin binding.